Molecule: messenger RNA, 8380 nt
Organism: Monodelphis domestica (gray short-tailed opossum)
Lineage: Eukaryota; Metazoa; Chordata; Mammalia; Didelphimorphia; Didelphidae
Source: RefSeq, a predicted model, not a curated record
UUUUUCCUAAUAAUUACAUUCUAACAAAUUGUAUUUAAAUGCAUGUUAAUACUUAGACUUUGAAUUUCUUCUUAUACACUGCACAUACUUUGAAAGCAGUUUUAGUAUCCCAGUCAAGUACAAUGCUGCUUAAAAUUCCAUUUUUGUAAUAUUCCAAAUUCUUAAUACAUUUUUCAUUUCAGAUUUUCAAUUUCUCCUACUCUAAUGUUUAUUAUAUUUUUACUUGUUGCUUAAUUUAAUAAUGAAUAUAUUAAAGUAAGUUUUACAUUUUCAGAUGUCUAUCCUAAAUUUAGAUCAUGCAGAAUAUUCUACACACUACCUCACAUCUUCUAAUAAGUUGGUAUUAAGUUCUUAUACACUUUAUACUCAGUUUUUGAAAGCCUAAUGUUUAUUAAGCUGCCCACAUAGCAUUUAUCAGGAGUUUGCUGCUCGUCUGCUUCUUUAAGACAAAAAAUCCUGUUUGCAUCAGGCUGGUUAUUAGAUACAUUCAGUCAGUUCUCAAAGUCAGCUUACUCAAAUGACAGACAUUUUAGAUAUGUUUAAACAUUUAAAUCUCUAACCUCAUUCAUUUCAAAUCUCAGGGAGAAUAAACCUCUUUUUCACUUUAAACCUUAAAAACUCUCACUUUUUAGCUUCUUUAACUUAGUUCCAUAAUUACAUUCCAAAACCAUUUUGUGACUUCCAAAACCAUAUACCUCAACUGUAACCUUUUAAUCUUGUCCAAUUGUGGGAUCAAAUUAUCCCUUUUCUCAUCUUUAUCAUUUCUUUGUUUCUUUCCUCAUGUCCAACAAAGAACAGAAGGAAACAAUUUUUGACAAUUUUGCAUAUUUGUCCUUUAUAUGUAAUCUAUUAAAUUAUCUCAAAGUUUAGGAAACUAAAAAAUUCCCCCAAAAUCCACACAAAAAAAAUUUUGGUGUUUUUUUUUAUUUCCCAUUCUCUGUUUGCCUUCUUCAUUUUUCUGGAACAAUUGAAGAAGAGAGAGGGAAGAGGUUACCCCUUCUAUCUGAGGCUUGUUUUCCCAAAAAUUAAAACCUUCCAAGAAACACAGACAACAAACAUAGACAACACAAUCAUAUCUUACCAGGUAUUUCUUAUACUCUCUGACAACAUAGAACAUAGAUUAACACUUUUCUCCACUAAGAAGAGGGUCAUUUCAUUCCUUAAACAGCCCCCUGGUGUUACAAAUAAUUACUAAAAUUCUCUUGUUUUUGUACCUAACACCUCUGUUUUCACUAUUUCUCUACUUGUGAGUUAUAUUCUGCAUAACUUUCACUUAGAAUUCUUUUCUUCUGCUUCUUAGGUUGACUUUAAAAAAAUCAGGCUUUUUAAAAAAAGUUUAAUUAAUUUAGGAUAUUUUUCUAUGGUUCCAUGAUUCAUGUUCCCCUCCUACCACCCCCCUCCCAUAGCCAAUGAGCAGUUUCUCUGGGUUUUACAAGUGUCAUUGAUCAAGACCUAUUUUCAUAUUGUUGAUUAUGCACUAGGGUGAUCUCUUAGUCUGUGUCCCUAAUCAAACCAUGUGAUCAAGCAGUUGUUUUUCUUCUGUGUUUCUAAUCCAACAGUUUUUUCUCUGCAUGUGGAUAGCAUUCUUUCUCAUAAGUUCCUCAGAAUUGUCCUGGAUCAUUGCAUUGCUGUAGUAGAGAAGUCCAUUACAUUUGAUUGUGCCAUAGUGUAACAGUCUCUGUUGUACAAUGUUUUCCUGGUUCUUCUCAUUUCACUCCACCAAUUCCUGGAGGUGUAUUCCAGUCCCCAUGGAAUUCCUCCACUUUAUUAUUCCUUUUAGCACAAUAGUAUUCCAUCACCAACAUAUGCCACAAUUUGUUCAGCCAUUCCCCAAUCGAAGGGCAUCCCCUCGUUUUCCAUUUUUUGGCCACCAAAAAGAGCAGCUAUGAAUAUUUUUGUACAUGUCUUUUUCCCUAUGAUCUCUUUGGGGUACAAACCCAGCAGUGGUAUGGCUUGGAUCAAAGGGCAGGCAGUCUUUUAAAACCCUUUUUGGGCAUAGAAUAAGCUUUUUACAUUGAAGGAGCUAAGUUAAGCAGGAAAAGGGUUAACUUUGCAAGGAAUUAAGAGUGACUUUAAUAAAUCUCAGUUCUAAAUUGGUUCUUUUCACACUUUAAUGAUCACUGACACCUGCAAAACUGACUUUCUAAGUUUACUUCCUAAAAUAUACACACUUUCUUCUGAGAAACUGAGGUUUUUGAGACAGCAGCAGCAGAAAGGGGAAGAGGAGGAAGAAAAGAACAAUAAAUUCAUGGAGAGUUGUCUAAAGAGAAUUCGGUUUCCUGAUUUUUACUACGAAGUGGCUCUAAUACCUACCUCAAUAAUUCCCAUGCAUGCUGGAGAAAUUGUUUGAUAAAUGCCUGCCAUGGGAGUAUAUACUAUUGGUAAAAUCAAAAGGGCAUUGGGGGGGGAGAAAUGUCUAUCCUAUGUACCUGAGCUUCAGAAAGAGCUUGAUUUAAAGCUUGUUGAACCAGUUUUUCUGGAUGAGCAAAAGAAUGUUGAAUAGCUGCUGGGGGGGGUGGGGUAAGGAAAGAGUUUUGUCCUUUUAAACUAGAUGCCUCUGAAAGAAGAACAGACUUAGCUUUAGAUUUAAGAACUGGCUUGUCCCCUGUAUUUUACUGCCAACUAUAUUCCCUUCCUGCUCUACCCUGCGGGGGGUAGGGGGGGCCCUUACCUGUGCCUCUCUGCACCUCUGAGAAUCCCUUGCCAACUGAUGAGUUCAGCCCAACAGAAACAGGGUCCCUAAAGGCUGUAAGGAAAAUGACAGGCACAAUUGGGGGUCAGGAGGACCAAGAAAGCUGAUGACUUUCAAGGCAAAGGUUUAUUGGGAAGAGCUAACAUUUUAUAGAGAGAGCAGAACAGGCUAGGGUCUUUGCACAAGUUUUCACCUACACAAUGCAAAGUGGUACAGUGUAAUCUAGUUUACCUCAUUAAGUCUACACAGUGAUUUCUAUAGAUCAUAAAUCAGCAUGUAAUAACCUAGCUUAGAUUCCCAAGGAAAUAUAUACACCAAUGAUUUUACAGGAUGCGGAGGGGGAAGUUUGUGGCUACAGGCCUCAGGUCGAAAGGUUGAGAUCUGCUUCCUGGCUCAGGGUUGUCCUUAAUGGAGUCUCAGGCUUUGCCCUCCUACACUUGGAAAUAAACAGGGAAUCCACAAAACAAAAACAAGACAGUGACUUAAGCAAAGUUGUAGUUUACAAAAUGAACCCUCUAAAAUUAAUUGUAUUUCUAUAUCAUAACAAAAUCCAAGAAGCAGUAAUUAAAAGGGAAACCAUAUAUCAACAACAGAAAACACGAUGUAUAGAUUAAUCUACCAAAGCACUCAGAAGAUUUGUAUAAAUUUGAUUACAAAAUGUUAAAUAACAGCUUAAGUAGCUGGAGGAAAAUUCAGUGCUCAAGGCUAUGCCAUGGCAAUAUAACAAAGAUGGCAAUACUACCAAAAUCAAUUUGCACUUUCAAUGCUAUGCCAAUCAAGAAUAUCAGGGAAAAUAAUUAAAAGUAGGGACAAAGGGAAAAUAGCACUGCCAGUCCUCUAACUUAUCAAAGCAGCAGUCAUUAAAAUCAUAUUGGGUGGGAAGGGAGGCAGCUAGGUGGCCAGGCCUAGAGAUAAGGGGUAUAUCCUCAGGCACUUCCUGCUGUGUGACCCUGAGCUAGUACUUGACCUUUAUUCCUAUUGCUCUUCUGUCUUAGAACCAAUGCACAGUAUUGAUUCUAUUGUUUAUUAAAAUAGAGAGAUCAAAGGAAUAUACUAGAUAAGGAAUAAUCAGAAAUAAGAGCUCAAAAACCCAGUGUUUGACAAAGUGGAAAAUAAAUUACCCAAGGGGGAAAAUUCCUUAUUUGAUGAAAACUGAAGGCAUUUUGAGAGGAAUUAGGGUUUGGCCUGUACCUUACACCAUUCAUUUCCCAUGGUACAUCCUAAAUGUAUAGGUGGCCUUCACAUUAAAGGAGUGAGGUGUGUGUGCACACAUAGAUGUGUGUGGCUAAAAGUCAAAGGUUAUGAACAAAUAAUUCUCAAAAGAAUUGCAGAGUAUUCACAACUGUGUGGAGGAAUGCUCCAAAUUUCUAAUAAGAUAAAUGUAAAUCAAGAUAAUCCUAGGGUUUCCCUCACACUGUGAAUUGGCAAAAAAAAAAAAUGGCAGUAGUGUUAGAAGGGUUGUGGAAUGAUAAGCACACUAAGACAUUGUUGGUGAAGCUGUGAAAUGGUUCAACUAUUUUGGAAAACAACUUAGAAUUAUGCAAAUAAGGUGACUAAAAUGUCCAAACCCUUUAAACCAGAGAUUCUGUUACUGGGUGUAUAUCCCCAAGGAAGGCACAGAUAAGAAGAAAGCCCUUAAAAACAAACAAAAAAACCAUGUAGAGCAGCACUUUUUUUGUGAUAGCUAAGAAUGGAAAUAAAGCCUGGAGGAAGGAGAAGGUAAAAGGAAUACUCUUGAAGGUGGCAGAAAAGGAAGGCUAGGGAAAAAUUUCUCAUAAUCAAGGUGUACAAAUAGACAUCUAUAAAACUGAGAAGGAAGGGAGUUGGGGAGAACAUUGACUUGAACCUCACUCUCUGAUCAAAGCACAGAACACAUAUUUGGUUAUAGAAAUAUACACUCAACUGAAAAAUGAGAGGGACAGGAGAGAAGGUAGCAGGGGUAAUUAGAGGGAAGGUAAAUUAAGAUAGGCAUUAGUUCUAAUCAGAAUAAACUCUAAGGAUGUGCAAAAAUAUUUAUAGUUUUUUGAGGUGGCAAAAAAUGGGGAUCUGAGGAGGUACCUCCAAAUUGGGGAGUGCCUGAACAAGUUAUAGUAUAUAAAUAUGGUGGAAUUGUGCUGUAAGAAAUUAUAAAAGAUGAGGCAACUAGGUGGCUCAGUGGAUAGAGAGCCAAGCCUAGAGAUGGGAAUCCUUGGGUUCAAAUUUGGCCUCAGACACUUUCUAGCUAUGUGACCCCUGGGCAAGUUACUUAACUCUAAUUGCUUAAUCCUUAUGAUUCUUCUGCCUUGGUAGUGGUACUUAGUAUCAAUUCUAAGAUAGAAGGUAAAGAUUUUUUUUUUAAUGAUGAAAGGAAUGGUUUAAGAGAAAUCCAGAAAGACUUUUAUGAACACUGAUACAGAAUAAAACGAAUAGAGCCAAGAGAAUAAUUUAUUCAAUGACAACAACUUUGAAACUAAUAGGAACUCUGAUCAAUAUGUAAUGCUCAACCGAGAUUCUAGAGAAUCUUCACUAAUAGUGAAACAUGCUGUCUUCUGAUACCAGGGAGAAAGAUUCAGAGCAAAGAGUGAGACAUAUUUUGGGAUAUGACCAAUGCAGAAAUUUUUUGUUUGACUACAUAUUUGUAGCAGGGAGUUUCUUUUUCAUUCUCAGUUGGGAAGGGUUGGAGACAGUAUAAAAGAAAAGGCAGAUUUUUGCUGAUUGAAAAAGUAGAAUUUUUAAAAAGUAGAAUUGAUCAUGUGGAUAUGAGUCAGCUAUGGGCAAAAUCAGUAAGAAGUCACUUUCCUCUUUAGAACAUAGGUCUAGUAUCAGCUCAGCUGGUUCUUAAUGGCUUAAUGUAUAUGUAACUACAAUGUCAGUAACCCCAAGAUCUCUAAGCUCAGGAGGAAGAAAAACAAAAUUUAAAAAAGAAAGCCUUUUCAUUUUAAAGAAAAAUAAAAUAAAAGGCAGGAAAUGGACCAUAAAUCUGAUAAUACAAUUCUUUGGUCAGUGAAUUUAGAUCUUAUUUGGACAAUUUAAGAGACAGAAUUUUCUGUGAUUCCUUCCCAACCAUCCCUGUAUUUUUGAACCUAAGUGCUUCAAGCUUUAUACAUCUUGGCUGUAAUAACAAUGUGCCCAUUAUACAGAUGAGGGAAGCCAGGCACUCAGAAGAGUUGAGAUCAGGAGGAAAUCCAAAUAGAAACUUCUUCCUGAGACAGUUGCUUAAAUGUUUGAACAGAGGCCUGACCUGCAUGAAAAAUACUCAGUAGAUUAGGCUUUGGAAUUAGUUGGGGCUGCCCGCCAGCCUGAUCCCUAUGGCCCAAAGGGCUUCUCUGUAACCUGAUAAUGUUCUGAACAAACUAACCUAUGCAGCACCUACCCUAGGGAUGGAUACUCAGGCUGAUGGGUCUGCAUUUAGCACAACUGACAGGCUUGUCCAUGACCCGUCUGCCUCCCUUCCUCCAACCCUUGCCACUGUUCCCCUAUGCCAUACAACUGGGAUAAACCGGACAAGUCUCAGUUCUUCAGUGCUGCUGUUGGCUGUGAGGAAGGAGAUUUUUCUUGGUGGCUUCAUUUUUUUUCUCACCCUUAAGAUGUCUCUCAAAAUGGAUUACAGCUCAUUUCCCCGAGACUGCCACACCAUGGACACACUGGAGAGGCAGCUCAUCUGCCCCAUCUGCCUGGAGAUGUUCUCUAAGCCUGUGGUCAUUCUCCCCUGCCAGCACAACCUGUGUCGGAAGUGUGCCAAUGACAUAUUCCAGUCCCGAGGGACCACGCUGGGCUCCAGCGGAAGAUUUCGCUGUCCGUCCUGCCGCCACGAGGUGGUCCUCGACAGGCACGGGGUGUACGGGCUCCAGCGGAACCUGCUGGUGGAAAACAUCAUCGACAUCUACAAGCAGGAGUCGGCCAGCCCCAAGCCGCUGCUGAAACCCGAGUGUCCCACCUGCGAGGAACACGAGGAUGAAAAGAUAAACAUCUACUGCGUCACGUGCCGGGUCCCCACCUGUUCUCUGUGCAAGGUGUUUGGGGAACACCAGUCCUGCCGCGUGGCCCCCCUCUCUGACGUGUACGAACAGCAUAAGGUGCGCUGGACCUCGGGCCGGGGCGGGAGAGGGAACUGGGAGUCCGGGGGAGAUGGGAAAGAGCUCAUGCUGAGCGCCCUCUUACUGCUCCUCUGGCCCGCCCAGUCGGAGCUGACGGACGGAAUCCGGACCCUGGUGGCCUCCAACGAGCGAAUCCAGACACUAAUAGCUGAGCUGCAGAACACUUGCCGGAAUGUGGAGGACAACUGCAAGGCUCGGAAACAGACGCUGUGCGAGAAGUUUGAGCGCAUGGCGGGCAUACUGGAGGAGCGGAAGGAGAUUAUGCUUCAACGUGUGUCCUACGAGCAGGCGGAGAAGACCCGACAACUUCGAGCCCUGAGCCAGGCCUACGAGGCACGAGUGGAGGCUGCCUCCAAGCUGGUGGGCACGGCUUUGCAGGCUGCUGAGGAACCCCAGGUCCCUCUCUUUCUGCAGAAUGCCAAAGUCCUCAUUCAGAAGAUUGCGGAGGCGGUAGGCAGCCCAGAGCUGGAAACCGUGGAACCCGGAUUUGACAACAUGGAACAUUAUGCAGUGGACUUCAACGAAGAGGAACGGGCACUAUAUCAGUUGGACUUCAUCAAGAUUGAGGAACCACUGGAGGCAGCAGUGACAGCCUCUUCGGAAGAAGGAGACUAUGUUGCCCCGGCAGAGGAACCUCUACUAGGGGAGGACCAGGAAGAGGAGGCGGCAGCGCCGUUAACCUCGGGCCCCGAAGCCUCUGAAGAAGCUGGAGUCGGGGCAGUGCAGGCCCCAGGGACAGCCCAGGAGGAGGGAUUGGAACCGGGAACGGAGGGAAAGGAUCAAGAGGAGACAGUCAGGGAACCUGAGGCUGGCGAAGCGUUGAGUACGAAGUGCCAAGACAGCGGAUGUCACCCAACUCUAAGCUGUAUCCCGGUACCACCUCCCCGAGCUCCCCGGACCGAAUCCCCUAACUCCGGGCUGUGCGAGACUGAGACCUCGGGGAGCGAAGGAACCAGCGGGGCUGUCAGCGUCCUGGACAACCGAGAAGGGAGUUCGGACGUGAUGGCCUCUGAGGGAGCGGAGCAGGAGGCGGGGGAGCCUCUGGGUUUUGCCUCGGUUUCCUCCUUAGUCUCCAGCCCCUCGUUACCGCAAUGCUGACAGAAGGGCGGGACUUCCCUAGGUCACUACCUCCCCUAACCCAACCCUGGGACUGCGUCUAUUCUGAGGGAACUAGAGCUUUCCUCACAUUUCUUCCGGGCUCCUCUGCAGAACGCUACAGAAAAAGUUUCUCCCUGAAUGUCUGGAGCCCCAAACUUUCUGUGGCUGUUUGCAAGUUGGAUUUGAGGGGAAGAGUUGCCCUUGAGGGUUUUCAGGUCAGAGAGCAGGAGGUUAGACUAAGUGACAUAUGCGUCCUCCGACUAGACGAUUCCACCCCUCCCAAAAUACUAAUCCAACCUUAACAACUGGGGGAUCCCAGUGUUAGAGUCGCCAUUUCCCGGAGGAGGUGGGCUGUGGGGGAAAUGAAAGAGUUUGUUGCCGAAGCAGAGAGAUUCUAAGACUGAGAAAGACGUUCUUCGGGUAGGGAAGAUAGGGCGACGCGGACACAAACACGAGUCGGACACCGACGGAAUUGUUCCCCUCAAUAAACCCGAGGCUUCACCUUUGCUCUAAA